Messenger RNA from Serpula lacrymans var. lacrymans S7.9, 419 nucleotides. RefSeq lists its product as uncharacterized. The record is from RefSeq and is a predicted model, not a curated record. The transcript has a single exon. The coding region runs from base 98 to 355 and encodes 85 amino acids. NCBI's taxonomy places the organism in Eukaryota, Fungi, Basidiomycota, Agaricomycetes, Boletales, Serpulaceae.
GCAUAACUGCUUCCCACAUGCUGUACAUGGAACAUGCCUCUUAGCUACAGGUGCACAGAGACAGCACUACAGUGUUCUGUCCUCUUGAGGUGUGUCUAUGAGAUAUAGCAGUAUUAUGGCUGCAGGAAUAGAACAGGAUCCUGGAAGCGGAGGUGCUGAUGCUGAUGAGAGAAGCAAUCAAGAGAAAGAGAGCUUACAUGAUGGAGGCAACGAAGCAAACAUACCCCCAAUUGAGGGGUUAGAUGCCAAAGUUGAUCAAAACAAUGUGGACUGGGAAGACAAGUCUGGCUCUGGCACAAAGAAGUGCCCACCAGUGUUAGAAUAUACUCUGACAUACCAAUACCCCAUAGGAUAAUACCUCUGAUUUGUAAGCCAGCCCAGUAUACCAUAUUAAAAACAAAGCUUGAAGGAAGUGUCUA